AUUGUGGAGCAUACUGACGCUCAGUUCUGCUGUUUAUGGUUUUGAAAAGGACACACAGCUAACACUGAGCAGGAUUCAGUGCACGUGGACACUGUCAUUAACACUGGAGCCAGCCCAGAAAAGAGAAUCACAUUUGGAGGGCAGUGUACACUUAGUGACACACAAUGCUUUGCACAAUUCUAACGAAGAUGUCUAUUUGUCUCUUUGUAUUCAGUUUAGUGAAGCGCACAGAACAGGAGAACGACACCAUUAAUGUCACCAUAAGUACAUAUGGGAAACAAAAUGGAACAAAGUUGCAAACAAUCUGGAACGGCUCUAGCAUAGACGUGUUUGACAAUGUGCUAAGGAAUGACCCCCCAGUGUGCGCCUAUAGAAAUGAUAGCUGUUCUAUAAAUUGCACUCAGUUACCUUAUAAAACAUCUAUUUCUAAUAUUACCAACAUGGAAACUUAUGUUGAAUUCUCAGGAUCCAGUUUGAAAUUCAACGUGUCUCUUUCAUCCUUGUCUUCUAGAGCAUCUUUCUCCUCUACAUGUGAAAUAACAUUAUGCGGGUGUACCUACAUUGACAACAAGCUUGAAAAUCUGAAGAAUGAAUCAGGAGAGCCAUGGAAUAGAUUAUGGGAUCUGACACUUAUAGAAAAAGAUUGCCCGCGGCAGUUAGAACAUUGUCAAUUGAUGUACAUCUAUACCCAACUGCAAACCUCUAUUUUAAUGGAUUUAUAUGAUGGAAAUUUUAAAGGCAUGAGACAAGACUACAACUUUAAUGAUAUAAUAAUAUUGUCUGUGAAUAAAAUAAAUGUUUCUGAAGAAGUGGAAAUGGAAAUUCCUGUGCCAAUGUUUUCCUCUGAGGAGCAGAGGAACUUCACACCAAAAAUAAUCCUGCCGACCGAAGCAAUACGGAAGGGCCGGCAGAUGGAUGAUGGGUACAGGAGGGUUGCUGUCAUACUUUACAAUUCAUCUACCCAGUUUGAGACUUCACAGAACAAGACGAUUGUGAGUUUGGUGAUUCGUAUUCAGGUUGUUGACCCACAGAGCAUCAUCUCAAACUUGACAACUCCAGUUAAAAUGUAUUUCCCACUCUAUAAUAUUUCAAAGUUUCAGAACCAAAAAACAGAUUGCUUGUUUUAUAACGAAUCAACAGCUGAUAGUCCACUGUGGAGUGACGAAGGAUGUCAAAAGGCCAAUGAAACAGAUACAAUAACCGUCUGUACCUGCAACCACAUGACUGCCUUUGCUGUGCUCAUGGUUCCAAUAAAAGGCAUAGAUUCGAAGAACUGGGAAAUACUGUCAGUUAUUUCAUACAUUGGCAGUGGACUCUCUGCAGCUUUUACAGCAAUCUCUGUGCUCAUGUACUUUAUAAUCAGGAACCCCAAACAGGAUCAUUCGACCACAAUCCAUGUGUGCCUGAGCGCUGCCCUCUACCUUCUCAACAUGAGCUUCCUGCUCAAUGAGUGGCUGGCCAGCAUGAACCAAGACGCCAUCUGCAAAGCCAUUGCCAUCCUCAUGCAUUACUUCCUCCUCUGCUGCUUCAGCUGGAUGGCCGUCGAGGCCAUUCAUCUGUACUUCCUCAUGGUCAAGGUCUUUAACACCUACAUCCGCCACUACAUCGCCAAGUUAUCACUCCUGGGCUGGGGAAUCCCAGUCCUAAUAAUUGGGAUUAGCGUUUGUGUCAGAAACGACUUCUACGGGUCCAUCGGAGUGACAAUCCACUCAACCAACCAAGACAGUAAAAUAUGCUGGAUAGUCAACCAAACCUUUUUCUAUGCUUUAAAUCUCUGCUAUUUUGCAAUUAUAUUUCUGUUCAACACGGGCAUACUCAUCACGGUGGCAGCAAAGAUCGCUCAGCUGCGGAGGUUUGGAAGCUCACUCCAGAACAGAAGAGCCGUCUGGAAAGACGUCUUCACCGUGUUUGGGAUGUCCUGCUUGUUGGGGACAACCUGGGGGCUGGCUUUCCUUGGAUUCGGGAUUUUCACCAUUCCCGUCCUAUACCUCUUCAGCAUCUUCAACUCCCUGCAGGGAUUUUUCAUAUUUAUGUGGACCUGCGCAUCAAGUAGAUCAAAGAAGCUGAAAAACCCUGAGACCAAGAACACCAAUAUAGGCGGGGAGCUAAGCUCUCUCUCAAAUCAGGAGACAUGCAUUUACCCAGGAAUCCAAAUCAGCACGUACCAGUAGCUAGGCCUCUUGGUGGCAAGGAUCAUUGUCCGAUUGACCUCAUGUAUGAUUUCUAUCGUGCAUUAUUAUUAUUAAUAUAAAUACAAGCAAUAUGCCAAAAAGAAGAGUCUGCCUGCCAUCAACGCAAACUGUUGUGCCAAAUAAAUCAAAAAAGACUAACACUAUGUUUAACCAUUUUAUUGCCAGUAUAGGGAAGGGUUACCAGAUGUCCUGAGUAAACUGGGAUUGUCACACUUUUCAGCCUUCAUUUCUUGUCCAACAGUAACAGUAAUUGUUGUCAACCCAGUUUUGCUAUAUUGUAUUCAAAUUUUAUGCAUGUAUUAAACUGUAUCAGUGUGCUCAGCAAAUGUAUUAUAUAAAAAUAAAGCUUAUGGAUUACUUGUUUAAUAUUUCUAAGUGUAGCAGCCUUAGCCAAUGUUUCAUUUAAUUAUUACACAGUUGCGUGUUCUGCUUGUAAUGUAACAGCGUAGUUUUUUUCUGUAGUUCUUGUUUGUCAUUAUAAUUUGAUUGUAACAAUGUAAUAAUCCACGUGGCAGGUUUACUAAACUUCAGUGUCAUUGUAAAGUUGGCAAUGUUAUUUUUUCUGAAACAAGACUGUUACCAUGUUUAUUGCAAAACAGGCAAAUUAUCCGCACGGUUACUGCACUGCAUCUAUGCUUUUGUAUUCAAAACAAAAUUCUAUCAGGAACACCACUGUGUUACAAGGUUGCGCUAACACUCCUUUGAAUGACAAUGUCAUUGCCGUAUCAUCUUGUAACUGGCUCUGCUGUAUAAAGGGGCAACACACACAUCGUUUUAAAUAUUUGUUUUAAGAUGCAGGUGAAAAUGUGGCAUCCGUUUAUGGAGCUGUGCUGGCACUAACUGGCAAUCCUAUUUCAAUCUGUGUUUUAAGUAGAUUUGAAUCAUUGUUUUCUGCUCUAAAAAACACACCAAAACCUGGUCAAAAAGCUCCUGCAAAUCUGUCUCUGAAAAAAUGAAUGGGUAUUCAAGUACCAACUGUAUUUUUCUUGCACAACGCUACUGUGAAACACUGUGCUUCAUUGGAUUAUUAGCAGAAAGAGUACAAGGAUAUUUAGAAACGGUUUGUAUAAUUGAUUACAAUUUUAAGACUCGAGGACUUCCAUAAAUGACAUUUCCUGUAUCGGUAUGUGAAAUGGAUUUCUAACCUGUAUUUUGUGUCCAAAAAAAAAAAAAAAGUUAAGAUUAUUCUGUAAUGUUCACUGUAACUAGUGUGCUCAUUAUGAUAGACUACAUACUGCAAUAGACUACUUGCACAGCAGUUGGAACAAUACUUGAAUUAACAGAGAAAAAACUAAAAGGUGCAGACACAAAGGUAAAAUCACCACUACUGACUCAGCAAGACAUUAAACUGGCUUGUAUCAAUUAGACUUCAUUUUAGCUCAUUUGUUUGCAUUGUAAAAAAGCCAUUAUACAAAUUUAGUAUGCAAAUAAAGGGGAAGAAAAGAAUCAAGAUAUGAAUAUUGUAAUAAGCCUUGAGGAGAGAAUCUAUCUGGAAUGCAAAAAUAGAUCUGAACUAUUGAUCAAAUAUGCAUUUAAGUUUAUUCUGGCAAUUACAGGGAAAUAUUGUUUGGUGACAAAGGUGAUCAGUCAAAAUCCUUAUCCUGCAAUAGCACAGAAACCCAUCUGGUGGAAGAGGGGAGAGAAAAAAAAAAAAAGUUUUGCUGUUACUCGCAGCCUGGAAAGCCAUUGUAAUGUUUCAUCUGCAGUCCUGCAAACACCUGAGUUAUAAUCAAUAAAUCAAAUUGGGUAGAAAAAAAAAGCCAAUUUAUAUUUUCAGGAUUAAUGUUGUGAUCCUAAAUAAAUUAUGAAGCAAAAGUGAUUUAAGAGGUACACUGUGCUACUCAAUUUCUAUCA
Messenger RNA from Polyodon spathula (Mississippi paddlefish), 4046 nucleotides. Its product is annotated as adhesion G-protein coupled receptor G6-like. The record is from RefSeq and is a predicted model, not a curated record. Bases 165 to 2171 code for a protein of 668 amino acids. Gene Ontology annotation, biological process: adenylate cyclase-activating G protein-coupled receptor signaling pathway; cell surface receptor signaling pathway. Gene Ontology annotation, molecular function: G protein-coupled receptor activity. Lineage: Eukaryota; Metazoa; Chordata; Actinopteri; Acipenseriformes; Polyodontidae. The transcript has 14 exons. Gene Ontology annotation, cellular component: membrane.